UAGCUUGAUUUCUCGUAGUGUUCUCAAUUAAGGCGGUUCAAGCGGGUACGAAUCGUACGAUGGAAUAUUUGAGCUUUGAUCCGUCGAGCAAGUCGCUUACUCUAAAGAAACAAGCCGCUCUUCCUGAACCUGCAGCGAACGAGAUUCGGAUUAAAGUUGUGUAUUCUGGAAUUUGCGGGACGGAUCUUCAUAUUUUGGAAGGAUCCUUUCCCUGUAAAAAAGAUGGGUUCCUGACGCUCGGACACGAGUUCGUAGGUACGGUCGACAAGCUCGGGUCUGAAGUCACCGGUUUUAAAGUCGGCCAACGCGUUGCCGUUGAUCCUAACAGCGGCUGCAACAAGUGCGGCCACUGUCACAGUGCGAAUUAUCAUUUUUGUGAACUCGGAGGCAUAAACAAUACCAUAGGCAUUUACAGGAAUGGAGGAUGGGCUACGCACGCGAUCGUCCCGGAAACCCAGGUAUACUCGAUCCCGGAUGAAAUCAAGAUGUACGAAGCGGUACUGAGCGAGCCACUGUCAUGUCUAGCUCACGGCUGGGACAAACUCAAUCCUGUGAACGUAGGAAGCAGGGUGCUCGUGAUAGGCGCCGGCAUUAUAGGAUUGUUGUGGGCUUGCCUGCUCCAUUUGCAUGGUUUGCGGAAGACCGUCACUAUCAGCGAGCCGCAGCAGAAACGCAGAGAGCUCGUCUCUACUCUUGGUCUAGAUUACCAAGUGAAAAGUCCUGAUGAGGUGAAAGAGGAGUUCGAUUUAGCUGUGGAUUGCAGCGGUUCUGCUCCAGCUAUGGAAAGAGCCGUAUCUCUACUAAACCAUGGUGGUCGCUUGUGCGUAUUCGGCGUUGCUAAUCCAAAUGCGAAACUGACGAUUGAACCGUUUCAGGUCUAUAAGAAAGAGUUGACCAUCGUAGGUGUGAAUAUAAAUCCCUACACUUUCCCUAAAGGAUUGGCUUUAUUGCAGUCAAUGUCCGCGAAGUAUUUGGAUUAUGGUAAAUUAGGAAUCAAAGUGUUUUCUCUGUCCCAGUACAAACAAGCUCUUGACGCGUUGAAAACAGGAGAGAUAAGCAAAGCCGUCUUCAAGUUAUGAAACAAGGAUUUUUCAGAGGCAGAGGGAGAAAGAGGAAGAGAAAGAGAGAUGUAUAUUGUGUGCGCGUCUUUUUAUAAAAGUUUAUUACUUAUUCUCCAUACAAAUUUGGCUGAGUAUGUAAACACGCACAAAAAUUUCAAGUAAUAAAAUGUAAGUGUGAUAUAAA
Molecule: messenger RNA, 1245 nt
Organism: Ooceraea biroi (clonal raider ant)
Lineage: Eukaryota; Metazoa; Arthropoda; Insecta; Hymenoptera; Formicidae
Product: sorbitol dehydrogenase
Molecular function (GO): oxidoreductase activity; zinc ion binding
Source: RefSeq, a predicted model, not a curated record